AUGGAAAUAGAUAUGUUACAUUUUGAAAAAAAAUACCCAAAUUUCAUUUUAGCUGGCAUAGAAGAAGCUGGCAGAGGACCAUUAGCCGGACCAGUAGUAGCUGCCGCUGUUAUAGUAGAUCAAGACAAUAUUAUAGCUGGUGCUAAGGAUUCUAAAAAGCUCUCUAAAAAGAAGAGAGAAUUACUAUAUGAACAGAUAACUGCUAAUUACAUUUGGGCAACCGGUAUUAUCUCACAUACUGAGAUUGAUAAGAUUAAUAUAUUAGAAGCAACAAAAAAAGCUUGUAUUAUUGCUGCAGAAAACCUUAGCACUAAGCCGGAAAUAGUUUUAGUUGAUGGUAACAUGCAAUUCAGCGAUAAAAGAUUUAUCAGCAUCAUAGACGGUGAUAAUUUAUCACUAUCAAUUGCUGCGUCUUCUAUUAUAGCAAAAGUUACUAGAGACCGAUUAAUGCUAGAAUUCAGUAAUGAAUUCCCGCAAUAUUUAUGGCACAAAAAUUCAGGUUAUGGCACAAAAGAGCAUGCUCAGGCUAUAAAAAAAUAUGGCUUAUCCCCUUAUCAUCUCCUAAGUUUUACUAAAGCCUUAUAUAAAUAA
Molecule: messenger RNA, 591 nt
Organism: Chrysoperla carnea
Lineage: Eukaryota; Metazoa; Arthropoda; Insecta; Neuroptera; Chrysopidae
Product: ribonuclease HII
Exons: 1
Coding region: 1-591 (196 amino acids)
Biological process (GO): mismatch repair; DNA replication, removal of RNA primer
Cellular component (GO): ribonuclease H2 complex
Molecular function (GO): RNA-DNA hybrid ribonuclease activity; RNA binding
Source: RefSeq, a predicted model, not a curated record